AUAUCCUCGGGAUUGCGGGACACUACGCCGACCAAGGAGGGAUUCUUCGACUCCAAGUCCGUCCCUGCAGGUGGCUUCCGCGGCAGCGUUACAGGCUCGGCCAGUUGUGUCCCGGGGACCAGCGUCGACAACUGCAAACACUGUCUUGCUACUGCCAAGAUCUUGCUGGACGAGUGCAAAUCGGUCACUUCUGGCUCCUUCAGCAACCAGGUUUGCACCAUGUGGUACGGCCAGAUCAUGUGA
Messenger RNA from Linum tenue, 243 nucleotides. The record is from the annotation of a GenBank genome assembly. NCBI's taxonomy places the organism in Eukaryota, Viridiplantae, Streptophyta, Magnoliopsida, Malpighiales, Linaceae.